GAGUUUUAUCCAACGAUCCGGGAGGCUCGUUUAGGUAGUGGUCCGCGCCCCACAGCCGUGACUACCAAAGAAUUACGGGCUGCUGGCUACUGACGGCCAGCUCUCUUCUGCUUUACUCUCGGUUAGCCCUACAGGAGAGCAGAGUCCGUAUCGACCUGUUAAAAGCGCGUCGUGAUAACCACGCGGUGACAUAAAGGAAAAAAAGGCAUAUAAAAAUAUCAUCUCUUUGUGUGACAGUGAAAUACAUUCGGAUAAGAGAACCGGGCCUAGGCAAGCCGCCAGCACUAAUGCUUUAGUAAAGAAUCCAGAGUUGGCGAAAUGGGCAGCAGAAUGUGGUCCACGAUCGCAACGUUACUAUCACUGGCGACAUGCAUAACUUCAAAGAUGGCCGUGGUGCCACACGACGUGUACCCAGGUUACGAGGUGACCCACUUUCCGGGAAAUCCGAAGCAAACGUCGAAUUUUCGUCUCCUGGAAACUGGUUUCUCGAAGUUCUUCACGGUGCUGGAUAACGGCGUAGUGAUGACGACUUCCGACUUAACGCCAUUAGUUAACAAACCAGUGAACCUGAUUGUUCUAGAAGAAUUGGCCAAUCGCACGGAGACUCAUGACCUGCAUCUAUACGUGAUCAAUCGACGUAACAUGUUGACCUUCUCGCACGAGCACCUGGGCGAGGGUGAGGUUACGGAAAAUGAAGAACCGGGCAGGGUGGUCAAUGGAUUUCCGGUUCUCCACGCCCACGGUAGCUUUCCGGUCCACUAUAAGAUCCUACCGGACGACUCUGGCGAGCGGCCCUUUGCUCUGCGCGAAUACAUCACCAAGCGAACAGGAUACAAUUUGACGCUGAAGAGUCACAAGCAGGGUGUCCAUGUUGUUACAGCUAGGCCCCUCGAUCGUGAACACAGAAGAAGCUACACGGUGGUCAUACAUGCCUCCGAUGGUAAUUUUAUUAGCAGGGCAAAAAUCAGUGGCGUGGUUCGUGUCUUGGAUGUCAAUGACAACAGUCCUAGAUUUGAGGAGGAGACGUACUACUUUGAGAUAAGGCCCUCGAAUCUCGAAACACUGGCCCGGGACUCGAUCGCACAGUGGAAAAGAUUUUCUACCGUGGGCAGAGUCACUGCCAAGGAUGAUGAUGGUGAUAACGUAGCAUACCAACUGAUAACGCCCAGUAAUUUAGUCGUGAUAGUGCCCCAGACCGGGGACUUACUGCUCACUGGUGAACCUGAUACCACGGUGGAAGAAGACGUUGAGUAUGAGGUCUUCGUAGGUGCUCACGAUUUGAGGACACCCAGUAGAAACGCCAAGAAACCGGCCAAAGUUGUUCUUAGAUUUUUAACGUCGGUACCGAUCGUUCCGGAAGUCCACAGGAUACAGAAGAGACGAGUCACGAGGGCCGUAAGGCCCACGAAGAGGGUCGAGUUUACCGAGGCUGAUGGGGACGUCGAAGGGAAGGUGGCUUUCUAUUUGGAGAAGGAGACCGAACGGGAGACCUAUAAAAUUCGUGAUGAAAAUCAAUGGGUCACGGUUGGGUUAAAUGGAUCCGUUCACGUACGGAAAAAGUGGGACUACGAAGAACUUGGUCCCGAGAAAACUAUUGAUUUUUGGGUCACUAUCACGAACACAGCCCGCUGUCCUCAGCACGUGUAUGGUGAAUCCUGUACAAUUUACGACGAUACGGACAAUCAGCGUGUUAUUAUCAAUGUCAAGGACGUCAAUGAUGAGCCGCCAUAUUUUAUAAACAGGCCUUUACCCAUGCAAGCAGUCGUGCAACUGAAUGCACCGCCCAAUACACAUGUCUUCACUCUGCAAGCAAGAGAUCCUGAUACGGAUCAUAAUAUUCAUUAUUUUAUUGUGCGCGAUCGGACCGGUGGCCGAUUCGAGGUCGACGAACGUUCUGGCGUCGUGAGAACUCGUGGGACUGAUGUCUUCCAGUUGGACAUGGAGUAUGUGCUUUAUGUAAAAGCCGAAGAUCAGAAUGGACGAGUGGAGGAGAAACGUUUCCAAUCAACACCGGAGGAACGUUUAUCGAUAGUCGGUGGAAAACGAGCUCCGCAAUUUUACCUUACGGCUUACGAGGCUGAAAUUCCAGAAAACCAAAAGAAAGAUUCCGAUAUUAUUUCAGUGAAGGCCAAAUCAUUUGCUGAUCGUGAAAUUCGCUAUACGCUUAAAGCACAAGGUCAGGGCGCGGCUGGUACCUUCAAUAUUGGACCCACUUCCGGUAUUGUCAAAUUGGCCAAAGAAUUGGAUUUCGAAGAUUUACGGCAGCCUCACAUUUAUUCCUUGAUCGUUACUGCCACCGAGGAUUCCGGUGGAUUUUCAACUACUGUCGAACUGACUAUCAGAGUAUCGGACGUGAAUGAUAACGCACCGAAAUUCGAAUUACCGGAUUACCAAGCGCACAAUGUGGACGAAGACAUUGCACUUGGCACGAGUAUAUUGAAAGUGAAGGCGACGGAUGCAGAUUCUGGUGCGAAUGCAGAAAUCGAAUAUUCCGUAUCGGACGACCAUUUUAGCGUUGAUUCCAACGGGAUAAUUGUGAACAAUAAGCAGCUCGAUGCCGAUAACAACAAUGCAUAUUACGAAUUCGUAGUAACGGCGAAAGACAAAGGCGAACCCUCGAAAACCGGAACAGCAACAGUUCGGAUUUACACGAAAAACAAGAACGACGAGGAGCCAAAAUUCUCUCAACAAGUCUACACGCCUAAUGUGGAUGAAAAUGCUGGACCAAAUACUUUAGUGACGACCGUUGUGGCAUCCGACAAAGAUGGCGACAACGUCCGCUUUGGUUUCGUCGGUGGCGAUACGUCUUCAGGACAAUUUGUCAUAGAGGAAAUAACUGGCGUAAUAAGGUUGCAUGGAAAGGCUAUAUCGUUGGACCGUGACAAAUACGAGUUGAAUGUUACAGCCCUUGAUGACGGGGCAUGUUGUCUUAAUGGCGACAUGACUAUUCAUACAAGUACGGCUGUUGUUGUUGUCUUCAUAACAGACGUGAACGACAACAAGCCUGUUUUCAAAGAGUGCGGUACGUACUAUCCAAAAGUCGAAGAAGGGGCGCCCAAUGGUAGUACUGUAAUAAAAGUACAGGCCACCGACGAAGACAAGGGUGUCAAUGGCCAAGUUAAAUAUUCUAUUGUGCAACAGCCUAAUCAGAAAGGCACGAAAUUCACCGUGGACGAGGAAAGUGGCGAAGUUUUUACCAACAAGGUAUUCGAUCGCGAGGGCGAUGACGGAAAGUUUGUGUCUGUCACGGUGAAAGCUACCGAUCAAGGCGAACCCUCAUUGGAGGGUGUUUGCUCUUUUACUGUUGAAAUCACCGACGUCAACGACAACCCGCCGUUGUUCGAUCGUCAGAAAUAUGUUGAGAAUGUAAAACAAGAUGCCAGUAUAGGAACAAAUAUCUUACGUGUCUCAGCAUCUGAUGAAGAUGCUGACAACAAUGGUGCCAUAACGUACACACUAAGUGCACCGAACAACGACCAGAGUCUGCAGUAUUUUGAAAUCCAACCGGAAUCUGGUUGGAUUGUAUUAAAGAAGGCAUUGGAUGGCUGUUUUCCACGAGACAGGUAUCGCCUGACAGUGCGGGCAUCCGACAGAGGGACGCCACCCUUGUACGCAGAAGUGGACGUUGAGUUAGACGUCGUAGACAGAAACAAUAAACCUCCUCUGUGGGAUGAGAAAGUAUACGGCCCCAUUCACAUCAAAGAAAAUGUCACAGUGGGUACUGUAGUGACGUCGGUGAAAGCCAGCUCCGGAAUCGAAAACAACCCGACAGUCUUUUACCACCUGAUGCCGGGCUCGACGGCACAGACCAACAAGCAGCAUACAUUUUAUCUUCAACAACGUGCCGAACAAUCCGUCACGUGGGCGGAUAUCAAGGUCAACCAUCAGCUGGAUUACGAAAGCAUAAAGGAGUUUAAUUUGACAAUACGAGUGGAGAAUAACGGCGCGCAGCAGCUCGCAUCCGAAACAACUGUUUAUAUCAUGCUGGAGGAUGUGAACGACGAAAUUCCAUUGUUCACCGAAAGGGAGCAGGAGACUGUACUCGAGGGCGAACCAGUUGGUAGUAAAGUUACUCAAGUCAAUGCGAUCGACAAGGACGGAACUUAUCCGAACAAUGAGGUGACGUACUACGUUGUGGAUAGCGACCGGAACGAGGGAAAGAAUUUCUUCGAGAUAAAUCAGAAGACUGGCGAGGUCUACACGAAGGUGGUGUUCGAUCGUGAAAAGCAGGGGGCUUACGCUUUAGAAGUGGAAGCAAGGGACGGCGCACCGUCGGCCCGUCCAAAUAGCAACGGAGAGCCGAAUUCUGUAACCAAAUUCAUUCGCAUUGGAAUAGCCGACAAGAACGACAAUCCACCCUACUUUGACAAGGGCCUCUACGAGGCUGAGGUAGAUGAAAAUGAAGAUAUUCAACACACCGUCCUCACAGUCACCGCCAAGGAUCACGACGAGUCCUCGCGUAUUCGAUACGAGAUUACGAGCGGGAACAUAGGCGGUGCCUUCGCUGUGAAGAAUAUGACUGGAGCCAUUUAUGUAGCUGGGGCUCUGGAUUACGAGACCAGGAAGAGGUACGAGCUUCGUUUGACUGCUUCAGACAACUUGAAAGAGAACUAUACUACUGUGGUUAUUCACGUGAAGGAUGUUAACGAUAAUCCUCCUGUAUUUGAGAGACCCACGUAUAGAACUCAAAUUACGGAAGAGGAUGAUAGAAAUUUGCCAAAAAGAGUAUUACAGGUCACGGCGAGUGAUGGUGAUAAGGACAGGCCUCAGAAUAUCGUGUAUUUCUUGACCGGUCAGGGAAUUGAUCCCGAUAAUCCGGCUAAUAGUAAAUUCGAUAUCAAUCGCACUAAUGGCGAAAUUUUUGUACUGAAGCCAUUGGACAGGGACCAGCCUAAUGGUAGACCUCAGUGGAGGUUUACUGUGUUUGCACAGGACGAAGGUGGCGACGGUCUCGUAGGUUAUGCAGAUGUGCAAGUCAACCUGAAGGAUAUUAAUGACAACCCUCCGAUAUUCCCUCAGGGUGUCUAUUUUGGGAAUGUCACGGAAAAUGGAACGUCCGGAAUGGUCGUGAUGACUAUGACUGCUGUGGAUUAUGAUGAUCCCAAUGAGGGAACCAACGCCAAAUUAAUUUACUCCAUUGAGAAAAAUGUUAUUGAGGAGGAGACUGGUUCACCGAUUUUUGAAAUUGAACCCGAAACUGGUGUUAUCAAAACUGCUGUAUGUUGUCUGGAUAGAGAGCGCACACCGGAUUAUUCUAUACAGGUCGUUGCAAUGGAUGGAGGGGGGUUAAAAGGGACGGGGACGGCGUCGAUACGUGUCAAAGACAUAAACGAUAUGCCACCCCAAUUUACCAAAGACGAAUGGCGAACGGAAGUGGACGAGACCUACGGGUCGGAAUUACCGGAAAUGCCAAUCUUGACAGUGACAGUUCACGACGAGGAUGAGACAAAUAAAUUUCAGUAUAAAGUUCUUGAAGACAGUGGUUAUGGCGCUGACAAAUUUACUAUGGUGCGAAAUAACGAUGGUACCGGCUCUCUAAAAAUUGUUCAGCCUCUGGAUUAUGAAGAUCAAUUACAGAGUAAUGGAUUUAGAUUUAGGAUACAAGUCAAUGACAAGGGAGAAGAUCACGAUAGUGACAAGUAUCACGUUGCUUAUUCUUGGGUAGUGGUAAAUCUACGUGAUAUCAAUGACAAUAUGCCGCAAUUCGAAAGGGCGAAUAUUGAGACCACCGUGACGGAGGACGCCGUUAUCGGGAAGAGCUUGGAAACUUUUAAAGCCACAGAUCCCGAUCAAGGUGGCAAGAGUAAGGUAUCCUAUUCAAUAGAUCGAAGUUCUGACAGGAAGAGGCAAUUCUUUAUCGAUGAGAGUGGCACUGUCUCCAUUCAGCGAAGUUUGGAUAGGGAGGAAACCCCGCGACAUCAAGUAAAGAUAUUGGCGAUUGACGAUGGCAUUCCGCCAAAAACUGCCACGGCUACCCUGACCGUAAUUGUCGAUGAUAUUAAUGACAACGCACCUACGUUCCUCAAAGAUUAUAGGCCUAUACUACCGGAAUAUGCUCAGCCAAGAAAGGUAGCGGAAAUUUUGGCAACGGAUGACGAUGACAGAUCAAAAACCAACGGUCCCCCAUUUACAUUUAGAAUGGAUCCCAAUGCGGACGAUGUGAUAAAAGCGAGCUUCAAAGUGGAGAGCGAUAAUAAGGGCGCUAAUGGGGAUGGUAUGGCUAUUGUCUCAUCUUUGAGAUCAUUCGAUAGAGAACAACAAAAGGAAUAUCUGAUUCCAAUUGUCAUUAAGGAUUCUGGGGCACCUUUAAUGGCCGGUACCAGCACACUGACAGUCGUAAUCGGUGAUGUAAAUGAUAAUAAAAUGCAACCUGGUUCUAAGGAUAUAUUUGUAUAUAAUUAUGCAGGCCAGUCACCUGAUACCGAAAUCGGUCGAGUUUAUGUCUACGAUUUUGAUGAUUGGGACUUACCGGAUAAGAAAUUUUACUGGGAAGGUUUGGAACACGCACAAUUUAAAUUAGACGAAGAUUCCGGCAUGAUUUCUAUGAAAUCCGGAACUCACGAUGGCCGUUAUCACUUGAGAUUCAAAGUUUAUGAUAGAAAACAUACGCAGACAGACGUACCUGCCAACGUCACAGUUACCAUAAAAAGUAUUCCCCAUGAAGCCGUUCUCAAUUCCGGUUCCGUUCGAAUAUCCGGUAUAACUGACGAGGACUUUAUACGCGUAUGGAAUUAUAGGUCACAGACAUUGUCCAGAAGCAAGGCGGAACUGUUUAGAGAUAAGCUUGCAAAAUUAUUGAAUAUCGAACUCGAAAAAGUCGACGUCUUCAGCGUCCAAUUGCGUAGGAAGCAUCCUCCAUUAACUGAUGUAAGAUUUGCCGCGCAUGGUUCCCCAUAUUAUAAACCGGUUAGACUCAAUGGCAUUGUGCUGAUGCAUCGAGAAGAGAUUGAGAAAGACGUGGGAAUAAAUAUCACUAUGGUUGGGAUAGAUGAGUGCUUUUACGAAAACGAAAUGUGUGAGGGUAGCUGUACAAAUACUUUGGACAUCAAUAAUUUGCCUUAUAUGGUAAAUGCCAAUAAGACGGCUCUAGUGGGUGUCCGCGUGGACGUCAUCGCGGAGUGUACUUGCGGUGCUCGUAAUUUCAGUAAGGGUGAAUCUUGUAGAAGCAGUCCUUGCUACAAUGGCGGACGCUGCGUCGAAGGUCGUUUUGGUUUAUCCUGUCAAUGUCCAUCCGGUUAUAACGGUCCGCGCUGUCAGCAGACAGCAAGGAGUUUCCGUGGUAAUGGAUGGGCCUGGUAUCCGGCAUUAGAAAUGUGUGACAGCAGUCAUUUGAGUUUUGAAUUUAUAACACGACAUUCUGACGGAUUGUUACUCUAUAACGGACCUAUAGUGCCACCGGAAUUUGACGAAACCAUGGUUUCCGAUUUUAUAUCAGUGGAAUUAGAACGCGGACAUCCCAGACUGCUCAUAGACUUUGGUUCUGGUACCCUUGAAUUGAAGGUAACAACAAAAGCGACUCUAGACGACGGCGAAUGGCAUAGACUGGAUAUUUUCUGGGACACUGAGAACGUCAAACUGAUAGUGGACUAUUGCAAGUCAGCUGUGAUCUCAGAACUUGAAGAUGGUUCUCCACCAAAGUUUAACGAUUCAAGUUGUCAGGCACAAGGAAUUGUUCCGCCGUUCAACGAAUAUCUGAACGUGAAUGCGCCAUUGCAAAUCGGUGGUCUUUACGUUGAACAAUUUGAUCCAGCACAUUAUAAAUGGAAGCAUAUGCCAGUAGGAAAAGGUUUCGAUGGCUGUAUAAAAAAUCUCUUCCACAAUAGUAAACUAUACGACCUGGCCCAUCCGGGAUUAUCGCGUAACAGCGUAGCAGGCUGUCCGCAAACCGAAGAGAUAUGCAACAACCAGGAGUCGACAUUUAGGUGCUGGGAACAUGGAACCUGUGUCGGCAGUUUUGCUGAAGCUAGAUGUCAGUGCAAUCCAGGAUGGACUGGAGCUGGUUGUAUGACACCAACUAUACCUACAACCUUUAAGCCCCAGAGUUAUGUGAAAUAUGCUUUGUCCUUUGAACCUGAUAAAUACUCGACUCAGGUUCAGUUGAGAUUCAGAACUAGGGAGGUGCACGGAGAGUUGUUCCGGGUCAGCGAUCAGCACAACAGGGAAUACGCCAUCUUGGAGAUUAAAGAUAGUAGGCUUCACUUCAGAUAUAAUCUGAACAGUUUGAGAACUGAAGAACGAGAUAUCUGGCUAACGGCAAUAGCUGUAGACGAUGGGCAAUGGCAUACUGUUCGAGUAUCCAGAUAUGGCUCAGCAGCGACCUUGGAACUUGAUGGUGGAGAAGGUAGAAGGUUCAAUGAAACCUUCUCAUUUGAAGGUCACCAAUGGCUCCUAGUCGAUAAACAGGAAGGUGUUUACGCGGGUGGUAAAGCUGAGUACACAGGUGUACGAACAUUUGAAGUAUAUGCAGAUUAUCAAAAAGGGUGUCUAGAUGAUCUUAGAUUAGAAGGAAAACAUCUUCCGCUCCCACCGGCUAUGAAUGGGACCCAAUGGGGUCAGGCCACCAUGGCUAGAAAUUUGGAUAGGAAUUGUCCAUCCAACAAGCCCUGUGCUAAUGUUAUCUGUCCUGAACCAUUUGAAUGCAUUGAUCUUUGGAAUGAAUAUGAUUGCACUUGUGGCGAGGGUAGGAUACCAUCUCCGGACAAUAAAGGAUGUAUGGAUAAAAAUGAAUGUAUCGAUUAUCCAUGUCUCAAUGGUGGACGCUGCAUUAAUCAGGAUCCACGGUUCCGAUACAGAUGCAUCUGUCCAGAUGGUUUCUGGGGUGAAAAUUGUGAAUUGGUUCAAGAAGGCCAGACGUUAAAACUUAGUAUGGGAGCCUUGGCUGCCAUUUUAGUGUGUCUCCUCAUCAUUCUUGUGCUAGUCUUGGUAUUCGUGGUUUACAAUAGAAGAAGAGAGUCCCACAUAAAGUAUCCAGGUCCAGACGAUGACGUCCGAGAAAACAUCAUCAAUUACGACGACGAAGGCGGCGGAGAGGACGACAUGACGGCUUUCGACAUCACGCCAUUACAAAUUCCAAUUGGCGGUCCGAUACCGGAAAUGGGUGGAAAGUUGCCUCCAUGUAAAAUUGCCUAUCCACUAGGACCAGAACCCAACGUGGGCAUGUUCAUAGAAGAUCACAAGAAAAGGGCAGAUAGUGAUCCAAACGCACCGCCCUUUGACGAUCUACGAAAUUACGCGUACGAGGGUGGCGGAAGUACUGCAGGUUCCUUGUCGUCCUUAGCUUCCGGUACAGAUGACGAGCAGCACGAGUACGAGUACUUAGGUACCUGGGGCCCGCGAUUUGACAAGCUGGCCGACAUGUACGGCCCUACGGAGGAAAGUGAGGGAGAGGAAUAAAGAGUGCUUUGAAUAAGAUCUUUAAAGAGAGAAGAAAGAAGAAUAAGAAAAACGAAUAUUCGCGAAAACAGAGCAGUGCCCCCCGUGUCAGUGUCGGCAAGUGCGGUGUCCUCGUCGCUCUCGCGUCCUCACGUAUCAUCAAUCGUUUAAGAAAGAAAGGUAGAAAAACAAAAGGAUACAAAAAAAAAACGAAAGCAUGAAGAAUGAAAAAAAUAAGCAACCUAGUACGAAAUGAUAGAAUGAUAAUAUGUAGAAAUGACGGAUAGCUGACUGCUGGGUAACACUUAUGUGUUUCCCAGUGCUGCUGACAGGCAGCGAAGUGACGCGUUGCCCACAAAGAUGGCAGCACAUGCACCACCACAUUACGAACCCACGCAAUAAUUUUAAACUCUCUAACCUAUUGCAAUUGAAUAAGGAGACCGUGCGAUAGCGCGUUUCGCAUAGCGCGUUUAGACACGUAAUAUGUAGUCAACCCCUCACCCAACCCCCAUCCCAUGUGUGUACGUGAGCAUGGAACUCUUUUGUAUGGAAUCUCAUUUAUUUAUAUACAUAUAUAUCUAUGUGUAUAUAUAUUCUCAUAUAUAUUCAUACAUAUAUAUAUAUGAAUAUUACCAUUUAGAAAUCAUAUUGCGUUAUCGCUCUCGCGUAGCGAAAACCCAUGAGAGUUCGAGUAACGACCCUCUCCCCUCGCCAUACUAAAACUAUUUAUUGCGACCGUCCCCGACGGUCAUUAUUAUGAAUUAAUUAAUGAAUUAUUAUUAUUGAUAUUAUUACGAAUAUAAUAUAUAUAUAUAUAAAUAUGAAUUUAUAUAGGAGCCGCAUGGAAAGACGGGUAAUUAGCCCGAGCCACGGUGUACUUGAGAAAGUCUGAGAGAGAACGAGUGGGAGAGAGAAUGUGAGAACGAAAGAAUGUAAGAAAGUAAGAGAGAGAGAGAGAGAGAGUCGUUAGUCGCGUAAAUGUGUAUAAUUGUAAUGAAUUAAUUACAAUGUAAAAGAAGAAAAAAAUAAGAAAAUAAGAAAAAGAAAUUUGAAAGACGAGGAAAACAGUAAAAGGAAUGAAUAGCGAUUAAAGGACAUUACGAACCACGGUGUUAUGUAUUAAGGAGCCAUCGUUGUUUCUCUAUUUAUUUUGUACGUGGGUCAAUGGAAUCGAAAGCGACGUGGUUAAGGGUUAUUUAUUAACACAGAGUCCUCGUCGCGACGUAUAUAAACUUACGUCGGGACGCACUCCACUCGAAUCGACUGAUUUGUAAAAUUCUCAAACGGAAUAAUUAAAAUAGUCAAUUUAUCGGUUAGGGAUCCCAGUGACGAUUAUCCCUAAUGCGCAUACACGUGUAAGUACGUUACCUUAUACAGCGACGUUAUUGUAUAAUUGUCCUAUCGUUAUAUUAUUAUAUACAUAUUAGACGACCGCGUAUCGUUUACCACGAUUUGUGAUAUUAAGUUUCGUCCUCGUGUAAUUUUUUAAAAAUUUUAUUCUUUUAUCAAUCCAUUUUUUGUAAUCCCCCACUCCCUCAGUCCUCUCCUUCGUCCCCCUACCCGCAUAUCCUUUACCUAAAAUAUGCGUCCGGCAUUGAGUCAUCAGUCGUUCCUGUACACCUCCUUACUUUUCCAAUCUAGCUCUAUCUCCCAGUCGUCCUUAUCCUACUUCCAAUGAUCCUAACCUAAUUUAGCGUUUAGGCAGCGACAGUAUUCCACAGACUGGCAUUAGCAGGCAAUGACUUAUCGUUAAUAUUAUCGUUUACGUCGUGUGUACAGUGGCAAGAGGAUUUAGUCAGGGCUCAUUAAGGUUUCUGUACAUUUCUCUAAGAGGUUAUCGAAUUAAUGACGGGCACGAGGCAUUGCUUCGCGGAUGGACUCUUCGGACCGUCUGCGCAUGCGCAGCGAUAUCCGCACUCGCUCGUUACGUUAAUUCGUACUUACGCUCGGGCAUUCUGGUAAUGUACAUAGAAAAUGAUUCAUUACGAUGAGUUGCAUAAUUGAUGACUGUAAUUUUUUUGUACUACAUAUUUUAUUUUAUUGACCAAUCUCUGAUUUUUGUUUUAUUCGUAUGGGAUCUCAAAAUAAAUCUUAACAUUAAAUUGACGUAAGAAUGAUUAUUACUUGUAAGGCUUGUUCAUUGAUCGAUAAGAUUUUUGUCAUUGUUUACACUGUCUGUUUAAUGACGGUCUGAACAGUCGAUUCGUAUUCAACAUGACUUAUACUAACUGAUAGGUUUAAAACCAAUUGUUUUACCGUAGCAAUGAUCGAAAACUACUGUAAUAUAUUAUAUAUAUACAUACUGCCACUGAACACAUUUCAUUAGUACAAUUACAAUAUGAUAAUCUACCGUAUAAUCGACGUACGUAUUAUUAAUUAAUUGAUAUUAUUAAACGAUUAAUUGUAUUAUUACCACUAUUAUCUAUACCAUUUGUACUUUACAUUUCAGUUCGGACAAAAAAAA
Cephus cinctus (wheat stem sawfly) is the source of this 11836-nucleotide messenger RNA. Its product is annotated as neural-cadherin. Gene Ontology annotation, molecular function: calcium ion binding; cadherin binding. Gene Ontology annotation, cellular component: catenin complex; plasma membrane. Gene Ontology annotation, biological process: homophilic cell-cell adhesion. The transcript has 36 exons. The coding region runs from base 319 to 9393 and encodes 3024 amino acids. Lineage: Eukaryota; Metazoa; Arthropoda; Insecta; Hymenoptera; Cephidae. The record is from RefSeq and is a predicted model, not a curated record.